Molecule: messenger RNA, 4617 nt
Organism: Aspergillus chevalieri
Lineage: Eukaryota; Fungi; Ascomycota; Eurotiomycetes; Eurotiales; Aspergillaceae
Product: ATP-binding cassette glutathione S-conjugate transporter YCF1
Exons: 4
Coding region: 1-4617 (1538 amino acids)
Biological process (GO): transmembrane transport
Cellular component (GO): membrane
Molecular function (GO): ATP hydrolysis activity; ATP binding; ABC-type transporter activity
Source: RefSeq, a predicted model, not a curated record
AUGCUUGAUGGUAAUUCCCAGGCGAUCCUAGGGAAUUCCAUCCCGGGAUCGUCUCCGUUAUCUUCCAGUCCCGAGGCGGUAUUCCAACCCCAGCAUCGACAGGCUUUUUGCGGCGAUGUCGAGGGUUGGGGUCCUAUGAGCCCCUUCAGAUUCGAUCUUACGCCGUGUUUUCUUGAUGCCGGAGUGGCUAUUGUUGCAGCAUGGGGGUUGUUGAUGGGAUCCGGUGCUAUCUGGUUCCUGCUGAAGAAGCGCGUUCCUCAACCGGUGUCGAAAAACUGGCAUUUCUACGCUAAAUUGGUCGUGUUGGGCGCAUUGAUUAUUGCGACAGCGCUUCAAGCCGCGCUUCAAGUCGAAACUUAUCCGAACAAUUGGUGGGCCGACUUUCGUUUCUGGAGCUCGAUCCUUACUCUCGCGUCGCUGGGUGUGAUAUUCACGGUACAAUACUUUGAGCACUGGCGCAGUCGGCAGCCGAACGGAGUCGUUCUAUUCUACUGGGUCUUUUUCAUCGUCGCCUACGUUGUGAAGUUGCGAUCGCUCGUCUCUCGACAGGCGUACAAGGAUCGCAUCCCGUACUUCGUCUCAUUUAAUGUGAGCUUCGGAUUGGCUCUACUGGAAUUUGUGCUGGAGUACUUGGUUCCCAAGAAGCAGAGUGCUUACGAGGCGUUGGGCGAGGAGGAUGAAUGUCCCUAUGAAUAUGCGGAUAUUUUCUCCGUUCUGACCUUCAGCUGGUUGACUCCGAUGAUGAAGUAUGGCUAUAAGAACUUCCUCACUCAAGAUGAUCUUUGGACCCUGCGCCGACGGGAUACCACUUCUGUGACCUUGAACACUUUGGAGGAGAGCUGGCAGCAAGAGCUGAAAAAGAAGAAGCCGUCUUUGUGGCUCGCGCUGUUCAAGUCAUUUGGUGGUUCAUAUUUCCGCGGUGCCAUCAUCAAAUGUGGAAGUGAUCUCCUUGCCUUCGUUCAGCCCCAGCUUCUGCGGGUUCUGAUUACAUUUAUCGACUCUUAUCGGACGGAUGAGCCUCAGCCGGUAAUUCAAGGUAUUGCGAUUGCUCUCGCCAUGUUCCUGGUUUCAAUCGGGCAGACUCUGUGCCUUCACCAAUACUUCCAGAGAGCUUUCGACACCGGUAUGCGGGUCAAGUCAUCACUGACGGCCAUGAUCUAUUCCAAGUCCUUGAAGCUGUCAAGCGAAGGCCGUUCAUCCAAGACUUCUGGCGACAUUGUCAACCACAUGGCUGUUGACCAGCAGCGCUUGUCUGACCUGGCGCAAUUUGGCGCGCAGCUCUGGUCGGCGCCAUUCCAAAUCGUUUUAUGCAUGGUUUCGCUCUAUCAGCUGGUAGGAUAUAGCAUGUUUGCCGGUAUCGGUGUUAUGAUUCUCAUGAUUCCUCUGAAUGGCACGAUUGCCAGGAUGAUGAAAAAACUCCAAAUCUCGCAGAUGAAGAACAAGGAUAUGCGAUCGAGGUUGAUGACAGAGAUCCUGAAUAACAUUAAGAGCAUCAAGCUUUAUGCGUGGAACACCGCUUUCAUGAACAAACUCAGCCAUAUCCGAAACGACUUGGAACUGAACACUCUUCGCAAAAUCGGUGCGACGCAGGCGGUUGCUAACUUCUCCUGGCAAUCCACGCCAUUCCUCGUGUCUUGCUCUACCUUUACGGUUUUUGUUUUGACCAGAGAUCAACCGUUGAGUACGGAUGUGGUGUUCCCUGCUUUGACGCUCUUCAACAUUCUCACUUUCCCGCUUUCCAUCCUGCCAAUUGUCAUCACAUCGAUUAUUGAAGCUUCGGUCGCCGUCAGGCGCUUGACUGAUUACUUCACGGCCGAAGAACUGCAGCCGGAUGCUGUGACUUUUGAGGAGCCCGUGUCGCACGUUGGUGAUGAAUCGGUCCGAAUCCGCGACGCUUCCUUUACCUGGGACAGAUACCAGCAAAUUCCUGUCAUUGACAACAUCGACUUUAGUGCUCGCAAGGGUGAACUUAGCUGUAUUGUUGGUCGGGUGGGUUCUGGAAAGUCUUCUCUGCUACAAUCGAUCAUCGGUGAUCUGUGGAAGUUGGAAGGCGAGGUUGUCGUCCGAGGCCGUAUUGCCUAUGUCGCACAGUCACCGUGGGUGAUGAACGCCACGGUUCGUGAAAAUAUCGUUUUCGGACACCGAUGGGAUCCUGAGUUCUAUGACCUUACCGUGGAGGCUUGUGCUCUACUCGACGAUUUCAAGAAUAUCCCCGACGGUGAUCAGACCGAGGUUGGAGAACGAGGUAUCUCGCUCUCCGGUGGGCAAAAGGCCCGAUUGACCCUUGCAAGAGCCGUUUAUGCUCGUGCGGAUAUCUACAUCCUCGAUGACAUCUUGUCUGCGGUCGACCAACAUGUCGGUCGCCAUCUGAUUAACCGGGUCCUUGGUAAGGAUGGUAUUCUCAGCAGCAAGACGCGAAUCCUAGCUACCAAUUCCAUUCCGGUGCUCAAGACCGCGGACUUCAUCGGUUUGUUGCGUGACAAGACCCUCGUCGAGAAGGGAACUUAUGAGCAACUGCUGGCAAUGAAGGGUGAAGUCGCGAACCUCAUCCGCACGACCAUGAACGAUUCGGACGAUGAAGCUGAAGGCAGCAAUCUUGCUAGUCCUGAGAGCUCGGAUUCGGCCACUGUGAUUGACAACCCCGACUCUGAAGUUUCAGAUGCGGAUGAGGCCGAAGGUGAAGUUGGUAACCUGCUUCCCAUUAGGUCUGGUGGUCAGGCUCGGAGAGCGAGCACUCACACUCUACGUCGGGCUAGUACGGCAAGCUGGCAUGGUCCGCAGCGCAAGGUGGCUGACGAAGAGAACGCCCUGAAAAGCAAACAGACACAGGAAACUUCGCAGCAGGGCAAGGUCAGCUGGGACGUCUAUCUCGAAUAUGCCAAGAACAGCAAUGUCAUCGCGGUCGGAUUUUACCUCUUUGCUCUUUUGGCCGCGCAGACCUGCCAGGUUGCUGGUAGUUACUGGUUGAAGUACUUUUCCGAGACGAAUGAGAGACAGGGAAACAACGCAAAUGUGGGCAAGUUCAUUGGAGUGUACUUGGCUUUCGGACUGGGUUCGUCUCUGUUGGUCAUUUUGCAGAACUUGAUUCUCUGGAUUUUCUGCUCGAUUGAGGCUUCGCGAAAGAUGCAUGAACGGAUGGCUUUCUCGAUCUUCCGUUCUCCCAUGAGUUUCUUCGAGACGACACCUUCUGGACGGAUUCUCAACCGGUUUUCGAGUGACAUUUAUCGUAUUGACGAAGUCCUUGCUCGUACGUUUAACAUGCUGUUUGGAAACUCCGCCAAAGCCCUCUUUACGAUGAUCGUCAUCGCUUCUUCAACUCCGGCGUUCAUUCUGGUUGUUCUUCCUUUGGGCUACAUCUAUCUCAGCUACCAGAAAUAUUACCUGAGAACAUCUCGCGAGUUGAAGCGUCUGGACAGCGUUAGCCGGAGUCCGAUCUACGCACACUUCCAGGAGUCUUUGGGCGGAGUGUCGACUAUCCGGGCAUAUAAGCAGGAGGACCGAUUCACUCUUGAGAAUGAAUGGCGCAUGGAUGCCAACCUCCGUGCCUACUUCCCGUCUAUUUGCGUCAACAGAUGGUUGGCCGUACGACUCGAAUUCAUUGGUUCCAUCGUUAUUCUGUCGUCUGCUCUGCUCUCCAUCCUGUCCGUCGCGACCCGCAGUGGUUUGUCUGCGGGCAUGGUCGGUUUGGCUAUGUCGUACGCUUUGCAGAUUACUCAGUCUCUCAACUGGAUCGUUCGACAGACGGUGGAAGUAGAAACCAACAUUGUCUCCGUCGAGCGUGUUCUCGAGUAUGCUGAGCUGCCCAGCGAAGCACCCGAGGUCAUCUUCAAGAACCGACCGGCUAUCGGCUGGCCAGGACAGGGUGCGGUGUCGUUUAACAAUUACAGCACGCGCUACCGACCGGGACUUGACCUGGUACUCAAGGAUAUUAGCCUCGACAUCAAGCCUCACGAGAAGAUUGGUGUUGUUGGUCGCACAGGCGCUGGAAAGAGUUCUCUUACUUUGGCACUGUUCCGGAUUAUCGAGCCGGACAAUGGUAGUAUCAAGAUUGAUGGCUUGGACGUAUCUACGAUUGGUUUGUUCGAUCUACGCGGUCGCCUCGCGAUUAUUCCUCAGGAUCCGGCUAUGUUCGAGGGUACCUUGAGAGACAACCUCGACCCGCGACAUGCGCAUGGCGAUAUGGAGCUCUGGAGUGUCCUGGAACAUGCUAGACUGAAGGACCACGUCGCUAGCAUGGAGGGACAAUUAGAUGCCCGUAUUCAGGAAGGAGGAUCGAAUCUGAGCCAAGGCCAGCGUCAGCUAGUUUCGCUUGCUAGAGCAUUGCUAACACCGAGCAAUAUUCUCGUUCUGGAUGAGGCAACAGCGGCUGUCGAUGUGGAAACGGACGCACUUCUGCAACGGACUUUGCGCAGCAGCAUCUUCUCGGACCGCACCAUCAUCACGAUUGCGCACCGCAUCAACACGAUCAUUGAUUCCGAUCGAAUCAUUGUCCUAGACCAGGGACGAGUCGCCGAGUUCGACACACCCGCGGAGCUCGUCAAGCAGCGCGGGAAAUUCUACGACCUGGCCAAGGAAGCCGGAUUACUGGAUAACGACGGAAUCGCAAUUCUGCAAUGA